CGGUUACACAGACGCGUGGCGCGUACCUCACGCGUCAAAAGAGAUUUCUGUCUGUACCACAAAGGCCCCUCUCUCGGUCUGCUUUCGCACGAUCCCAACGCCUUUCUACAACAUCUUCGCAUGGUGGUUGACAACACGCACAGCAUACACGAUGGCGCAGACCGGAAAAAGGGCUACACUCAGCGUGCCGAAGACAAUGACGCUGUCGCAGGCCAAGGUGAUGAAGAAGACCCCAACGAAGAAGAACGCCGUCAAGAAAGCCGUGCCCAAGAGGACUCCGGCAAAAAAACCUGCACCGAGGAAACCUGCAGUGAAGUCCGCGACCACGAAGAACCCGGCCACUCAGCAGCUCGAGCUGCCUCAGUCCUUCCGGGCCACCAAAAAUCUCACGUCGCACCCCGCUCAAAAGCCCAAGAAGGUACGCAACCCCCCCGGCAUCACCGCUCGCAUCCCCCAAACGCACAUCGAGCUGACCACCCCCCACAGAAGCCCUCCAUGCUCACGCGUAACACCCUCCUCCCCGAUCCUAGCACCCUGACCCCCGAGCAACGCGCCGUAGUCGAGCGCCACGAGAAGCAGCUCGCGUGGCAGAAGAAGGAGCUCGCGCGGCAGAAGAGGGCGAGUGACAAGCGUGCGGAGGAGAUUAGGACCAAGGGGUAUCACUACAAGGGGCGGUGGGUGCCGCUGCAGCAGAGGCCGGACUUUGUGGUCAAGGUUGAGGCGGGGGAGGAGGGUGAGGAGAUUCUGGUGAAAGCUGAGGCGGAUGAUCGAGCUGGGUCCGGCAUGGUACGUUCUGCCCUCGCCAAUCGUCCACGUGCGACACGCGCUGACAUAGCCCAGGUCACACUCUCCUCCCUCCUGGCGACGCCGCAUCCUUCAACGACCGCCGGGAACCGUAGACGCCGUGUUGGCGGGCCCGAUAUCACAAAGUCUUUCGACAAGCAGUAUCCGCUCAUCGCAGAGAGAGUGGAGAACGAGAUGCUGGAUGAGGCAGACGAUGCGGGGAGCUUGUGUGAGUUUGUGACGGCGGAUGAGUGGGAUGAUAGGGAGAAUAUGUACCUAGACGGGUAGAAUCGUGGUGGGGUGAGGCAGCGCGAGGCGAGGCGGGGUAUAGAAUGUGAGUGUCGUUGGUGUAGGUGGGUUCGAUCACAGUGGACGCAGGGCACGGAGAAGUGCAGGACUGGUAGACUGAAUAGGGCAUAGACAGGCACCGCGUACAUUCGGAUCGCUUGCCAGUUGCAGCGAUUCAUACUGUUCUCUAGCGAAAUACUGCGAAUUCGCUCCCACUUUGCCUUGGUCAAGAACUCGUAGCACCAGGCUGGCUCGAUGUAACUAGCGAAGUGAGCUUUGCCACGGUGGUCCUCAUCCUAAGUGCACAGCACAUGCAUAGCACCUCGCUGUGGGUGCAUACUCGCUUGCCAGGGAUGGCCGAAGAGCCUACUCUCGAUCGCGGUCCCAAUUUCUGGUCCAUCCGUGUUAGUGAACAUGUGCGACACAUCGUAGUGGAUGUACUCCCCAG
Messenger RNA from Paraphaeosphaeria sporulosa, 1519 nucleotides. RefSeq lists its product as uncharacterized. The record is from RefSeq and is a predicted model, not a curated record. Lineage: Eukaryota; Fungi; Ascomycota; Dothideomycetes; Pleosporales; Didymosphaeriaceae. Bases 121 to 1071 code for a protein of 316 amino acids. The transcript has a single exon.